AUGAUGAUGAUCUUCUGUUCGUCUCUGUCUGCUUCUUUUGCUCGCACGCCCAAGUCUUCACCGCUUCACACUUAUACGACACCGUUUGGGAAUUUGAACAAGAACCCUAGAGUGUGGGUUGGGUAUUCAUAUUUUCGCUCGAGAAGAAAUCUCAGUUCUCUCUUCUUUGUGGGUUCUCCUUUGAGGGCACCGGUCAGAUGUUCCCAACAGGAACAAGAUGUGCAGCAGCUGGUACAACAGGCUGAAGCCAAGGAUCAAGUCUACGAGAUGGAGAGGCUGUUUUCAAACCUUAAUCAAGCCACAUUGAAGAGGGAACCUGGAAGCCUAAGCAGUGCAGUCUUCCUUGUUGCUGGCACCACUGUUGGUGCUGGCAUCCUUGCCAUCCCUGCUGUGACACAAGAAGCUGGAUUUCUUGCAUCAGCAGUAACCUGUAUCUUAUGCUGGAUAUUUAUGGUCGUCACUGGACUGCUCAUUGCCGAAGUAAAUGUGAACACAAUGUGCGAGCUGGGUUCCGGUGGUGUCUCAUUGGUUUCAAUGGCCAAGAGGACUCUUGGAAGUACUGGGAUUCAGGUUGCAUGCUGGUCCUACAUUUUCAUCCACUACGCACUCCUUGUGGCCUACAUAGCUCGUUCUUCAGAUAUUUUGACGAGCUUCCUCGGCAUUCCAUUAUGGGAGGCUGCAACUUUGUUUUCACUGCUUUUUGGGAGUCUGUGCUACUUCGGAAGCCAGCGAGUUAUUGGAGCGGUAAAUGGUUCUCUAGUGGUCGGCAUCAUUUUGUCUUUCACUGCUCUCGUGGCGGUAGCAAGCGGGGACUUACAUUGGGAUGCUCUUCUAAAAGUUAAUCUAGAGGCUGCACCUCAAAGCAUACCAAUUAUAGCACUUUCUUUUGUCUAUCAGAAUGUAGUACCGGUUCUUUGUACCAAUCUUGAAGGCAACUUAUCAAAAGUAAGGACUGCAAUUGUUCUGGGUACCACUAUUCCACUUGUUCUAUUUCUUGUUUGGAAUGCCGUCAUUCUUGGUAGCAUCACAACUUUGGAAGUGGGGUCGAAUACGCUCAUGGACCCCAUACAGCAACUUCGAUCGACGAAUGGCAUUGUUGGGCCGAUAGUCGACGUGUUCUCGCUUCUUGCAAUUGCCACCUCUUACAUUGGUUUCGUUCUAGGCCUCUCUGACUUCUUGGCUGACUUGUUGAAACUCCCGGCCGGUCAAAACAGGCCUUUGCCAUAUCUACUCACCCUUGUCCCGCCAUUGAUACUAUCUCUGUUGGAUCCUGAGAUAUUCUUUAAAGCACUUGAUUUUGCUGGAACGUAUGGGGUGCUCGUGCUGUUUGGGGUUCUUCCAGCCACGAUGUCCUGGUCUGACAGGUAUUCGGAACGCUGUGAAUCUCCCAAGAUUGGGGUGUUAGUUCCUGGAGGAAAAUUGAGCCUGUCGCUCGUGAUUGGAGGUGCAGGGCUCGUCAUCCUCUCCCAAAUACUCCAGAAUUUUGGGAAUGUAUAG
Striga hermonthica is the source of this 1497-nucleotide messenger RNA. Lineage: Eukaryota; Viridiplantae; Streptophyta; Magnoliopsida; Lamiales; Orobanchaceae. The record is from the annotation of a GenBank genome assembly.